Molecule: messenger RNA, 1411 nt
Organism: Vigna radiata var. radiata (mung bean)
Lineage: Eukaryota; Viridiplantae; Streptophyta; Magnoliopsida; Fabales; Fabaceae
Product: manganese-dependent ADP-ribose/CDP-alcohol diphosphatase
Exons: 2
Coding region: 218-1192 (324 amino acids)
Molecular function (GO): manganese ion binding; CDP-glycerol diphosphatase activity; ADP-ribose diphosphatase activity
Source: RefSeq, a predicted model, not a curated record
AUUUUAAGACUUUAUAUAGCAUUAACGUCCCAAUUUCCUAUGACGCGAGUCCUUGACUCUGUCUACCGGUUUUCACACCCGACAGAGUUGGGACUUGCGAUCUUCUUCCUUCGUUCCACUUCCAAACAUAUCUCUCCAACCUCCACCUUCCAUUCUACUACCUCUCUCUCUCACUUUUUCUCCUUCCUGGAGCUUGUGCAGAGCAGAGACCUGCACUAUGGGUUCUGCUAACGGACUGAUUAACGCAGAGAGGAAACAGCCUCUAUUUUCUUUUGGAUUGAUAUCAGACGUGCAGUAUGCUGACAUUCCUGAUGGUAGGUCAUUUCUCGGUGUUCCACGUUACUAUAGGCACAGCAUUCUUGUGUUGCAGAGAGCAGUAAAACAUUGGAAUACUAAUAAGAACCACAAGUUUGUGAUAAAUUUUGGAGAUAUUGUUGAUGGAUACUGUCCAAAAGAUCAAUCUCUUAACACUGUAAAGAAAAUUGUUAAUGAAUUUGAGAUGUUCAAUGGACCAGUUUAUCAUUUGAUUGGCAAUCACUGCCUUUACAAUCUGCCUCGGAGUAAGUUACUUCCAUUAUUGAAGAUCAAGAGUUUUGGAAGCCAUGCUUACUAUGAAUUUUCGCCAGUUCCAGAAUAUAGAUUUGUAGUCCUUGAUGGCUAUGACAUAAGUGCAAUUGGCUGGCCACAAGACCAUCCAAAAACAUUGGAGGCCUUGAAAUUCCUCCGGGAAAAGAAUCCGAACGAUGACAAGAACAGUCCGACAGGUUUGGUGGGCCUCGAAAGAAGGUUUCUUAUGUUCAAUGGGGCUGUUGGAAAGGAACAAAUGGAAUGGUUGAACAGUGUUCUUCAGGAAGCAACAAAAUUGGAACAGAAGGUAGUGAUAUGCUGCCACAUGCCUCUUGAUCCUGCUGCAUCAUCCAACGAGGCACUGCUAUGGAAUUACGAUGAAGUAAUGGAUUUGAUACACAGAUACACUUGUGUAAAGUUGUGUGUAUCUGGACAUGAUCACAAAGGAGGGUAUUCCGUUGAUUCCCAUGGAAUUCACCAUAGAGUUCUUGAAGCUGCCCUGGAAUGUCCUGCUGGCACGGAUUCGUUUGGAUAUGCUGAAGUUUUUGACGACAGAAUAUCACUUUAUGGUACGGGCAGAAUGCUGAGUAAAGACAUUUACUUUCAUUCUUCAGCAGAUUUGUAAUGACAAGAUGUAGAUGUUUGUGAGACACCUAAUCGUUAAUUGGAUAAUAUUGUGGUCCUCGGGCAAAUCCAAUCCACGUGGAAUCAACUUUCUAAGUAACGGAAGUGGAAUUACUUAUACGAGUUAGCUAACCUCAGAACAAGUUCACGACACAAAAGCAUUAACAAAGACUGGAGGUUUCCUAAUAGAUGAUUUAUCUGUCAAAUUUUGUAUUGGUUU